AUGAAAUACACCUCAGUCGGACUGCACAAGAUCGCUCAAAGUCUCGAAGAAUUCAGUAAUCUGCAUGAAAGUAAUACAAAUGUCUCGUCAAUCAGAACAUCACUGGAAAGAUAUGAAAUUCAACUACACGAAAUCAUUGAAGACAUGGAAGCCCAUCUGAAAGAAUUGGGUGAAACAGAUGGCUUUUCAAGAUUUCGAAUAACCGGUUUGAACCAACUCGCUGAAACAGUACAGAAGCGGAUUCGACAACUACAGAAUCCAUCAAACUGCCAAACUGCCAAAUAUAUUACAUUCGACUUUACGAAUUUAUGUGGAUUCGGAUGCUCUGUUCAUCAACUAACUGCGUGCUUACAUAUGGCCUUUGAACGUGAACGAGUUCUUGUUUUGAAGAAGCACUCUCCUGGAGACAUUUUUCGUGAAUGGCUUAAACAGAACACAAUACCACUCUCGGAGAAAUGUAGUUAUGAAGACUUGAAUGAUAAAACAGAUAUUAUCGAAUGUCCUCUGAAAGCAUAUAUUCCUUCAGACAAGGACUGGAUUCCAAACGUCUUACCCAAAGAUGUAGCUGAAAAAUUAAUAUAUUUGCAUGAAGCACCGUAUGCAUGGUUUGCUGGUCAGUUGACCGCAUACGUUUUGCGUCCGAACUUGCAUCUUUCUCAGCUAAUCAACGAAAGUUUGAGUGAAUUUAGGCGUAGUGAUCAUCCAGUGGUUGGUGUGCACAUAAGACGCACAGACAAGCUUAUUCGGGAAGCCCAAUCACAUGAUUUGGAAGAGUACAUGAAGCAUGUGGACGAUUAUUUCAAUUCAUUUGAGAAUAUAACACCUCUUUUGAAGCCCGAAAUAUAUAAUUCGAAUGGCUACAACUGGAAUAAUCACAGAAAGGAUAUUGGACGUUUCACACACAGAAACAGAAGUGUUUAUUUGACGACAGAUGAACCUUCUCUCUUCAACCAGUUCAACACGAAUUAUCCAGACUAUAUUCUAUAUGGCAGUCAAAGAAGGUCAGUGUCAGCUGGUAUACAAAAUCGCAGAAGUAUUGAUUCAAUGAAUAAUGCAUUCACUGACACACUGGCCUUAUCAGAAACAGAUUUUCUGGUGUGCACAUUUUCAUCAAAUAUAUGUCGUCUGGCGUAUGAAUUAAUGCAAACACGUCACGAAAAACUGGGUGAUGCAUCACAACUGGUUAAAUCUCUCGAUAAUGUGCACCAUUCAGAGGAUUUCUCGAAAGUCAAAUUUGAGGUGCUGAUCCCAGAUUUGAGAGCGGGACUGAACUAUGGCGAUUUGGUAGAGUCAAAGGGAAAUUACUGGAACGGUUUCUCAUCCAACAGCCUCAUGUGGCGUAAUGAUGGCUGGAGUGUGGAUGGGCAACAGAAAUUAUCGAGUGUCAAGCAAAGGAAUUCAUUUGAUGUACCUGCAUAUAAAUUCAGACCUGAGUUGAAAAUAACCUACUUCAUUUGGUAGCAAAAGUGAAAAUCACCUUCAGGUGUAAUGCCUAACAACUGUAUUCUCUGUAAUAUUUCUACCUUGAUUUCUUAUAUACUGAC
Trichobilharzia regenti is the source of this 1544-nucleotide messenger RNA. The record is from the annotation of a GenBank genome assembly. Lineage: Eukaryota; Metazoa; Platyhelminthes; Trematoda; Strigeidida; Schistosomatidae.